AUGACCCAGGAGCGAGAACAGCCCGCUAGGGAGCAGAGACAGCCCCGGGCAACAAUGCCAUUGCCCUCCACCCAAGUGGCCCCGCAACCAGCUGUGCACCAGGCACCUCCGCCCGCACAAGACAACAAAGCUUGUCCUGCACAGCCCAGUGGACAGGGCUGCCAGGCCUAUAAGAAGGAGACCCGCCGUCACCUGCCCCCCGACGUCCGCAAGAGGCGCGAGCAACAGUCUCGCCGCGACGUGCGGGAAAAUAGGCGGGCUGCUGCCCAGCCUCCGCAGUCAGGCCCCUCAGGCUACCAGGGCCCCCCCAGGCAGAAUCCCUGGGGCCCCCCCAGGUACCCACCGCCCGCCACUUUCGGCCAGUACAUGGCCCAGGCUGGCGUCAACCCCUGGACACCUCUGCAGCAGUGCAGCCAGGGGUACAACGAGCUGGAGUACCCAGUCCUGGCCAACAACCCUUGGCUGCGCAAGCCAAGGGGGCCCCAGGGGCCCAAGAAAAAUGCCACUGGCCACAAAAAUGGCCAGGGCAAACCGCAGCAGCCCCCCCAGGAGAGGGCACAGCAGCCUGCUCGCGAUAAGCAGCCUGCCCAGCCCAAGCCGCUGGCCACCAGACUGGCUCCAGCAGCCCCGGCGCAGCGAACGCCCCCGCCCAGGCAGCCCCAGGUAGCACCUGCUCCUGAGGCUGACAUGCUGAUCGACUUGGCCUCAGAGCAGCCGACAGCCCCGCCCAUGCGCACGGAGCAGCCAGCCCAACCUGGCUUGGCUGACUUCAUGCAAGUACUGACAAAGUCGAGUACCUUUAACAAGGACUCGACACUGGCCGAAACAAUCGUCCCCAUGUGCCAGUUGAUGGUAAUAUGGUGCGACCCAGCCAUCUCCCUGCCUGACAAAGUCCAAGCCAUGAUGGGCUUCGUACAAACACUUGCUGCCAAGCUUAAUGGCAGCUCGUAA
Bacillus rossius redtenbacheri is the source of this 951-nucleotide messenger RNA. RefSeq names its product basic salivary proline-rich protein 1-like. Bases 1 to 951 code for a protein of 316 amino acids. The record is from RefSeq and is a predicted model, not a curated record. Lineage: Eukaryota; Metazoa; Arthropoda; Insecta; Phasmatodea; Bacillidae. The transcript has 2 exons.